CGAAAGAUCCUAAUUUGAUCAUAUAGAAGGAGGGCCCAGAUUGAACAUAGGGCUGGCAAAUAAUCGUCACUGCCGAUUGACCAAACUUUUAUUCUCUCCGCUUUCAACAAUCGCCGCAGAAAUGGAGUCUCCGUUCAACUCUAACGUCCUCAGAGGCAAGGUAGCUCUGCUCACCGGCGGCGGCUCCGGUAUCGGCUUCGAGAUCUCCACCCAGUUCGGCAAGCACGGCGCCUCCGUCGCCAUCAUGGGCCGCCGCAGGAAUGUCCUCGACGGCGCCGUUUCUGCCCUCACCGCCCUCGGCAUCCCCGCGAUUGGAUUUGAAGGGGAUGUGAGGAAAUUGGAAGAUGCGAAGAGAGUGGUGGAGGCAACGGUAGGGCAUUUUGGGAGGCUUGAUAUCUUGGUCAAUGCUGCUGCUGGAAAUUUUCUAGCUGCAGCUGAAGAUCUCUCUCCCAAUGGCUUUAAAACAGUUAUGGAUAUUGAUACUGUUGGGACAUUCACAAUGUGUCACGAAGCACUCAAGUAUCUCAAGAAAGACGGGCAUGGGAAGGCCGUGCCUACUGGAGGCGUGAUUUUGAACAUCAGCGCCACUCUGCACUACACGGCAUCCUGGUAUCAGAUCCAUGUGUCUGCAGCCAAGGCUGGUGUUGAUGCAUUGACGAGAAAUUUGGCACUGGAAUGGGGCACCGAUUAUGAUAUAAGGGUUAAUGGGAUUGCACCGGGUCCUAUAGGAGAUACGGCUGGCAUGAGUAAACUUCAGCCUGAUGAAAUUACUUACAAUGCAAGGGAAUCUACGCCUCUCUACAAACUUGGAGAGAAAUGGGAUAUUGCCAUGGCUGCUGUCUACCUUGCCUCAGAUGCUGGUAAAUACAUCAAUGGGAGCAUUCUGCCUGUAGAUGGAGGAUUGUGGUUGAGCAGGCCUCGUUAUCUGGCUAAAGAUGACGUGAAGAAGGUUUCUCGAUCUGUGGAGAAAAGAUCUCGUGCUGCCCCAACUGGCCUCCCAACGAGCAAGCUGUAGCUCAAGUCCUCAUACAUUGCAUAAGUUAUGUGCUUAAAUUAUAUCAUAUCAAUUGUCAAAUUCCACAUGUUAGAUUAACAACUUCAUCUGCUUAUAUUAAAAGAGAGGAUUGCAUUAUCA
Messenger RNA from Salvia hispanica, 1135 nucleotides. RefSeq names its product peroxisomal 2,4-dienoyl-CoA reductase [(3E)-enoyl-CoA-producing]-like. Gene Ontology annotation, molecular function: 2,4-dienoyl-CoA reductase (NADPH) activity. Gene Ontology annotation, cellular component: peroxisome. Gene Ontology annotation, biological process: fatty acid catabolic process. The record is from RefSeq and is a predicted model, not a curated record. NCBI's taxonomy places the organism in Eukaryota, Viridiplantae, Streptophyta, Magnoliopsida, Lamiales, Lamiaceae.